Messenger RNA from Asparagus officinalis (garden asparagus), 2233 nucleotides. Its product is annotated as ABC transporter G family member 23-like. Gene Ontology annotation, molecular function: ABC-type transporter activity; ATP hydrolysis activity; ATP binding. Gene Ontology annotation, cellular component: membrane. Lineage: Eukaryota; Viridiplantae; Streptophyta; Magnoliopsida; Asparagales; Asparagaceae. The record is from RefSeq and is a predicted model, not a curated record.
UCCGUAAAACCUCUGCAAACGGUCAAGUUAGGUCCAACCUCCAACUCUCUCCCUCUCUCUUCCUUCAACAAAAAAAGUUGGUUGAAGUUCUCCCUUCUCCUUCACAACUAACUCUUUCUCCUUCUCUACUUAGUUCAAUCGUCACUCCUCAUUCUCUCCUCUCAUCUUGAACUCAUUUCAAUGGGGGACUUACGGUUAGAUCUCGACUCGACAACGUCGGAGACGAUAUCGCCUUCUUCGUCCUUCACCACCGAGACUUCCAUGAUAUCGAAACUCUCUGUUCGAAACCUCUCCUACACGAUCCACCCGAAGCCCAACCUGCCCAAGCCCAUCAAGCCCAAGCCCAGGCCCAUCAACGUCCUCAAGUCGGUCUCCUUCACCGCCACGAUCGAGAUCCUGGCCAUCGUGGGCCCCAGCGGUGCCGGCAAGUCGACCCUCCUCAGGGUAAUCUCCGGUCGCACGAGCAGAUCGAAGUUCGACGUGUCUCUCAACGGCCAGGCGUUAGCACGUCCUUCGCAGCUCCGAAGGGUCUGCGGUUUCGUUACGCAGGACGAUAACCUGCUGCCUCUGCUCACUGUGAGGGAGACUCUCAUGUUCAGCGCAAAAUUUCGACUGAAAAGAUUGAGCUCGAAAGAGCGAGAAGAGAGGAUCAAUGCGUUAAUGCUCGAGCUUGGGCUCGACCACAUUUCCAACAGUUAUGUCGGAGACGAAGAGAGGAGGGGGGUUUCGGGUGGAGAGCGCAAACGCCUAUCAAUAGCUGUCGAUGUGAUCCACGACCCUCCGAUAUUGCUCCUCGACGAGCCUACUUCAGGCCUGGAUAGCUCGUCUGCGCUCCAAGUUAUCGAGCUUUUGAACUCAAUGGCGCGGAUGAGGAACCAGAUAUUGAUUCUGACGAUUCAUCAGCCUAGCUAUCGUAUCAUCCGACAUAUAUCGACAUUCUUACUUCUAUCUCGCGGCAAAGUCGCACAUUUCGGUACCCUCGACUCGCUCAAAGAGUCCAUAACGGAGUUAGGAUUCAAAAUAUCCGUUCAAAUCAACCCUCUAGAGUUCGCGAUGGAGAUUGCAAAACAAUUGGAAUCACACAAUGCUGUGAAACCUGAUGUUAUAGCCUACAAGGCUCCUACCAGCGAAAUCUCCGAUUUCAACGACGAAGCAGAAUACGCUUAUUGUUCGAGGGUGGACGAGGUGAUCUCACUCUCUUGCAGGUUCUUCAAGAUCAUGUACCGAACCAAAGAAUUAUUCUUGGCGAGGACAAUGCAGGCCAUAGUAGGUGGCCUCGGCCUAGGCAGCGUGUUCCUAAACGUCAAAUUCAACCAAGACGGGAUCGCAGAGAGGCUAGGCCUCUUUGCCUUCAGCCUCAGCUUCCUCCUCUCGUCCACGGUCGAAGCCCUGCCAAUAUUCCUCCAAGAGCGACGAGUCCUUAUGCGCGAGUCCUCGCGCAGGAUGUACCGUCUGUCAUCUUACAUGUUAGCAAACACACUAGUAUUCGCUCCGUUCUUGCUCGUGGUGGCGCUUCUUUUCUCCGUUCCAGUGUACUGGCUCGUCGGGCUCAAUCCAUCUUUCACCGUGUUCAUGUUCUUCGUGUUGAUCGUGUGGAUGAUCAUCAUGAUGGCGAGCUCGCUGGUGCUGUUCCUUAGCGCGAUAUCCCCUGAUUUCAUACUGGGUAACUCGCUGAUAUGCAUGUUUCUCGCCGUGUUCUUCCUCUUCUCGGGGUAUUUCAUACCCAAGGAGAGUAUACCCAAGUACUGGAUAUUCAUGUACUAUGUCUCGCUGUAUCGGUAUCCACUGGACGCGAUGCUGAUCAACGAGUACUGGAAUUACAAAGAUCGGUGUUUCUCCUGGGGAGAUGACGGGAAUGGGGGGCCAAUUUGUGAAUUGAGAGGGGCUGAUGUGCUUAAAAAUAGGGGGCUUGAGAAGGACACGAGGUGGGUGAAUGUGGGGAUAAUGUGCGGAUUUUUCUUGGUUUAUCGCUUGUUGUGUUGGAUUGUUCUUGUGAGGAAAGCUGCAAGGACUAAAUUAUAGAGGGGUGUCUGUGCAUGAUUGAUUUGUAUGAAUAAUUGCAGGCGUAAUUUGUGUUUUAGGACUUCAUCCAAAAGAUUGCCUUCGUGCAUAACGCCGUGCUAUAUUGCUAGAUUCAAAUUAUCAACUUUGUUAGCUCUAACAUGUCAGUAUUUACUUCCGUCACACGAAGGUAAAACUAAGGUACAUGUAUGACUCGCUUUAAAUCGGUACA